AUGCAUGAAAAUGCCUUUAAUCGGUAUGAUAUGCUUAAGGAGCUUGUUGUGCAUCGGUCAGAGUGGGCGUGGACGUAUCUCAGCUUAGGCAAUUUCACAGAGUCCAAGCGUUUGGGUUUAUUAGAAAAUGAUGUAUUGGUAUGGGCUGCUUCGCUAGCGCUUUCUGGCGAUUGCAGGCGUGCGAUGCUCAUCAUCGAAGCCUAUAUCGUGGCUACUUGCGAAGUCUUGUGUGAUCUUCUAAAAGAAAAAAAUUGGAAUAAUAUGAGCUCAGUGAGUGAAUUGAGCUUGCUCCAGAAACAUAAUAUCAGCAUGGCUAAAUGGUUAACGACACGCAAGUGGGGUGGGAAGCUCAACCAGGAGAAGACUAACGAUCGACCACCAGAAACCUCACCUUCACUUUCAAACUCGAAUCUCGGCGAUGGGGUACUGGAUCGGUCAAUUGAUAACAUCGCUCUUUUAAAGUAUCAGCGUGUGAUUGCGAUUGUGAUGCAGCUGGUGAGCUGGCGCGAUCUUCACCUUUGGUACGUCAUCGCCUUGACCCUCCUGAAUGAUGUCGAGGCGGAGCAGCCGUACUCGGCGCCUGUAAAUAAUAUUUGGUUCCGCUAUUUCUUUGCGUUCUCGUACAGCGAAGACGAGACUGUUCGCAGUGACUCCGAACCUCAGGACGGGUCUAAUGGUUUAGCAGGGAUAACGCAACAGAAGGCACUUGAAUUCCUUAUCUCGCAGUGUAGUGAAUGGGAGGUGUUUUUCACGUCUGCCAUCUCGGCGUUCCACAUGCUGCGUUAUCGUACCAGCAUAGAAUUUGCCUCACGUUUUUUAGAUAUUCUACCUCGGAACGGGAAGUCAAAAAAUAAAACGUACGAUUUAGUGGUACCAAUUCCCGAGGAGCGGUUCUACCGUAUUUCGAUGCUUGUGGUUCGUUGUCGAGCCUUACUUGAGCUGGGGCUCCGGGCUGAGGCUGCGGAGGAUAUUGUUGAACUGAUGAAGGAGGAAAUCGAAGGAAAAGGGACCCCUUCUGAGUAUAUAUCCAUGUUUGGUUGCGCGCUAGCUCUCUAUGGGAUGCCUCUGCGUGAUGCGGCGGAGCCGCUGGUUGGCUUCUUCUCGUCGGACCAAAGUAACCCCCUUGCAGCUCCCUUUCCAGCCCAGGUGCACGUUCUAUCCACUGCUUACUACGUACACGCCCUCACGCUACUUCAGCUAGGGCAGAUGGACCAGGCGGUCCUUGUAGCGAAGGUUGGGCUCAACCUCGCCGUGCCCUUCCACAUCAAGGAAGCCCUGAAGGAGGUAGUCCUGCGAGCCUCCGUCGCGCGCGAGGAUUCGACAACCAUUUUGGAAAUGUCGAUCACAGCGCCGCAUCAGCUCGUCUAUCUCUCGCUCUGCCCUACUUUUUUCGGUGGGUUAUCGCCACACGGGGUCCAUGCGAGGCGCAACACACCGGCCUUUCGCUUACUCUACCCCACCAAACUCCCGCUCUACACCAGCGCUCGUCAGCUGCUGCCGUUUUAUAUGAAUCGUGCGUUUUGUUUGUUUCAUCAUCACUGCUUUGCUGAGGCGUGGAAUGCGGUGUGCUGUGCGGUCGAAAUCGCGGAUGAGAUUGCGGGGUCAACUGAGUUUGUUUUCACACAUUGCUUCCCACUUUAUGUAUACUACUACGCGUGCAAAAUUGGUUUCACCGCAUUAGAAUACGUCCUACAGAAGGAUAUCCGAAAAUGCCUCGUGGGUGAGAACAACCGACUCACUUCAAAUUUUCCAUCCUUUGUUGGCAUGAAUAGUUUCCUUUCACGAAGGGAACGAGGUGGGGCCUCCUUCACGGCUUCAGAGGGAACUAUCCCAGAAAGUUUGACAAAUGAUGCUGAUGGUAAAUCCAGUAUCGAGAUUAUUGACUUCUGUCGCUAUUGUGUGAAGCAAAUGCAUGCUCACUACCCCCAUUCUGUCCUGGGCGACGUUGCAGCCGCACAGGUGGCUGUUAUGAGCUACGAGCCCGACUCCGUUAUGCGGGCCGUAUUGCUAUCACGCCGCUAUCCUAAGGUAAUCCUCGCUCAAACCACUUGGGCCCUUGCUCUCUUCUUUGACAAUAAUAUCUCCAAUGCGAUGGACGCUUCACGAAAAAACUUUCAAGAUUUUCCACACUCAAAGGAGGUUGUGAGCACCCAGAAAUGGAUGGGACUCAAAGGAAUAACCUACACCUUUUACUAUCGCACCCUUUUGCCAAUGGAAUACGGCCCUGGCUCAAAGAACCAGCGCUUUACGAAACGAUUUCUCGUAAGUAUUGCGUUGGUUGCCAUAAAUUGGCUUGUAUACUUGUACAUGCUGAUCGUCAACUUAACGUCCUACAGGCCUUUGAACCUUUCCGAAACCCUUGGGGCGGCACUCACGACACCGGCCACAUGGACGUUUAUUUUCCCCCCAAUAUUUCUUGUCUAUGGCUUGCUAAUGACUUUCUCUUCGAAGAACCUUAUUCAAUCACUGCUUGAAGAGCUUCAUUUUUGUGGGGGGAGACUUAACCGCUUUAUCUUUGUGAUGCGCAGUGUUGUUUUGUUUAAUGCGGCGAACAUGCUGCAGAUUAUUUUUUCUAAUCAAUGGAAGUUGCCUAACAGUUUCCUCCUCACAACCCUUUUGGUUAUACUUAUGAUCGUAUUAACGAUGCCUUUUACUACUCGAAUAUGGUUUCUGCCCUCCGUUGAUGAGCCACAGGUUGAGAUCUUGCGAUGGGUAUCGCUUCUGGUAACGGAUGUUGUAAUCUACGCUUUCGUCAUCAUUCCUCAUGUUAUUCUUGCGGCGUUUGAGCCCCUCAUGGCGCUCGCGUUUUUUUUCUUGGUCCCUAAAGAGCAACUGGGUAUCCACACCGAUACAGCGAGCAUCCGGCGAAGGUUGUUGUAUCAUGAAAAAAACCGCUAUACCCUUCCACCGCCCGGUGGUGUGGGUGGCGGCAGUUCGUUUAUAUACAUCAAGCUCAUGAAGCUUAUCUACUACGAAACUCACAUCGAGUUGACCUCCAGGUAUUUAGAGAAGUCGCAGAUCGAGUCGGAAGGGUAUCGAGUCUUCCCCCUCCUCGACGAGACCCUCGCGUUGAGCAUCCCGGUCAACCACUCCUGGAUCGACUUCAACGUCAUACAGUUGUUCCUGUGCAAAGAACGACGCACCAGUUGCCCUAUCGCCAUGAACCCACUAAACUGGACGGAUCCGACUUCCUCAAAGGUUUCGUUGGAUUCAUCGAAACCGUCGAGCCCGGUUAUGGAGGCUUUGGUCUCCCCGUCCAUGCGAUCCGCGGCGCAGGCCUUCGCGAAACCCUACCUGCCAUUGGAGGGCGGGGCCGCCUCGAUGAAUGUCGUCGUCCUCCCCAUGGCGAGGCUGAUCGAUAAGAUCUUUUGCAUGCAGGCCGCGGCGUGCAUGGGGAGCACCAUCGACUCCGAGGCCCUGCGCUCCUUCAGCAAUUGGCAUCAAAAAGUGGAGCUACCUGAGGCCUAUGCGAGUUACGAGCUCAAUGCCUCCAACCCGCCCACCCUUCGCCGCGUGGAUUCCUUUGCGUUGCACAACGAGAGUUGGACGUACUCGUCUACCCCGCAGGGGACGCACACGACGGAGACGGGAUCGCCUGGGAUCUCUGAGACCUCGAAGGAGCGUCGCUUAGCGCGGUUUCUUCGUCCAGUGCGGCGACAGCGAACCCGCCCGGGUGUUUCGCUUGAGGUGGACUUUUCCUUACCGAUCCCCGAUUUCACACCGGCCGAUGAAAAUGAGAGCAGUGAUGAAUCAACACAGCCUUUACGACGGAGGCGCCUCCCAAACACGCGUCCGAUGGCGGCGCCCACGAGGCUAGAAUACCCAUGCCCCAAGUCGGUGAAACCGUCGACGCAGAGGCUCCCGUUCCGCCAUUCUAAGAUGAAGUUUAACGAUUCCGAAGAGGAAGGUGGGUAG
This is a messenger RNA of Phytomonas sp. EM1, 3915 nucleotides long. Lineage: Eukaryota; Euglenozoa; Kinetoplastea; Trypanosomatida; Trypanosomatidae. The record is from the annotation of a GenBank genome assembly.